AUGUCCCCCGUACCAGAACCCAUUCUUCAAGCCCUCUCACUCCCAUCCGAAUCAAAAGUCAGCCUCUCCACAUCCGGAUUAGGUUCAGGCUUCACAAGCACAGGCACCAUCCACGCCCAGAUUCCCGCCAAAAAUGGCACAGAAGAGCGACGCUACUUUGUAAAAACCUCCUCAAAAGGCAAAGCCGCAGAGGAAAUGUUCCAAGGCGAAUCCGAGUCUCUCAAUGCAAUAGCAGCCUCAGUGCCAGGGUUCUGUCCGCAAGCCCUAGCUCGGGGUCCACUCGACGAGCCAGGUGCAAAGGCCAAAACGCACUUCCUCGCAACAGAGUUCCUCCAGCUCGGCGGCAAGAUGGGCCGCAGCACGGAUGACGAAGUCACGCUCGCGCACCGCCUCGGCAGACUGCAUACCACGCCCGCACCUGUGGACCCGGACACCGGCCGGCACAGAUUCGGAUUCCCCGUACCAACCUUCUGCGGUGAUACCAAGCAGCCGAACCGGUUUUGUGACAGCUGGCCUGAGUUCUACGCGAAUGAACGGCUGCUUACGAUCCUAGCUACAUCUGAAGAGCGCAAUGGGCCCGAUGCUGGGCUGCGCGAGGCGGUUGAGAAGACCGCGCAUGUGGUUGUGCCUCGGCUGCUUGGGGAUGGUCAUUUGGGGUAUACUUCCGCCGGUGAGGGGAAGGGGAUUGUGCCUGUUGUUGUUCAUGGGGAUUUGUGGAGUGGGAAUGCUGAUUGGGGUCGGAUUAUUGGCUCGGGUCACGAUGAGCCGCCUGGGGAUGUGGUAUACGACCCGUCAGCUUGCUAUGGGCAUAGCGAGUUUGAGCUUGGAAUUAUGCAGAUGUUUGGUGGGUUUGGGGCUCGGUUCUUUGAUCAGUAUCAUCAGAUUGUACCGAAGACUGAGCCUGUGGCGGAGUAUGCUGAUCGGGUGGAAUUGUAUGAAUUGUAUCAUCAUCUGAAUCAUCAUGCUAUUUUUGGUGGAGGCUAUCGAUCUGGUGCUAUAUUGAUUAUGCAGAAGUUGAUCGGGAAGUAUGGAAAAGACUAG
Messenger RNA from Penicillium roqueforti, 1041 nucleotides. Its product is annotated as putative fructosamine-3-kinase. Lineage: Eukaryota; Fungi; Ascomycota; Eurotiomycetes; Eurotiales; Aspergillaceae. The record is from RefSeq and is a predicted model, not a curated record. The transcript is spliced from 2 exons. The coding region runs from base 1 to 1041 and encodes 346 amino acids.